GGGAGCGCCACAGGGACCCGGACAGGGACAGGGACAGCGACAGCCCCCGGGACAGCGACAGCCCCUGGGGCAGCGACAGCCCCCGGGACAGCGACAGCCCGCGCCGGGAGAGCCCUCAGCUCCCCUCCAGCGCCCCCUCAGCCCCCGCCGGGGUGAGCCCUGCGAGUUCCCCCCCGGAGCCGAGGCUCCCGGCCGGCGGGCGCGUCCCUGGCGCAGCCCGUGCCCAAGGAGGGCUGAGAGCACCCGGGGCACGUUACAGUUCCGGGCAGUUCUUCCCCGCCCCGCUGAGUUUUCAUCAAGCUUUAAAAUACACCGAGCGCCCGUCGGGACCGAGUACAACCCGCAAACCCAUCCCACAUCGGGCCUUGAGAGGAGCUGUAAAGGAGAGGUUAUACUGGGCAUCAUGGAUGUCAAUGAUUUUGUAAUUCUCCCAGGCUCCAAAGCUGGAACCUCAGUGAGAUUAAAAACAAAAACUGUCAAGGAAUUGCAGUUGGAGAAAGCUCAGUUAGAAACAGAAAACAAAGAGAUGGAGAGAAGAUUAUUGCAGCUGCAGUCAAACAUGAGCAGAGAAAAAGAAGAGAGGAGGAAGUUAGGUGCUUACCACUGGAAAUCUGGGCAGGCAGGACCAAGGACCCCCCAAGCCCGAGCUGUGGCACAAAAUAAUGACAACAGGAAGAAGCUUUCUCCAGAAAAAGUGAAGUUGCAAGUACUCAAGAAACAGAUUCAAGAGCCAGUGAAAAAAACAGUUAAACCUGAAAGAGGAAAUGUAGCUCAUGAAAAAUUGGGAGUGAAGGGGAUGGCCUGUAGACCACCUGAAAUUAAGAGUGAGCUGCUGGAACCAGCAUCAGCCUGUGCAAGCCCUGGAAAACAGGACAGAGGAUUGCUGCUGAGUGGUGCCUUUGAUGAGAAGGCAUCUGCAAAGGCUUUUCAGGAAGCUUUGCUUCAGUGGAGAAAAGGUGGAAGUGAUCCUGGAGGAGAUCUGUGUGCCAGUGAGGUCCCAUCAGAAGCUGUGGGGAAUUGUGAGGUACAGACCAAUGUUACUGCCCUGAAGGAACCCAUCCACGUGGAAUUCCAGAAGGAUGGCCUGAGCUACAUGGAGAAACUCCUGCUGAAGAAAUACAGAAGAACUCCAGUUGAUCAAUUUUUUGCAAGUUGCAUGAAAGAUUCAAGGCCUGUGCAAGCCUUGAGUGUUCAACAAGCUGGGGCUGCAGGAGGGGGACAAGGAGAUGAUGAUGAUGACAUUGAGGAGUUAACAGAUGAAGAGGUGAAGAAAUACUGGGCAUCUAUUUAUAGAGCUGAAGAAUCCAACACUGUUUCUGAAAAUGCAGAGUCCUCUUUGAAAAUUGAGUUCCUUGAUGAUUCUCAGAGUGAAGACUUGAAAGAAUCUUCAGACUCUUCAGUGGAGGAAACUGGAAAUGUGGGGAUGAAUAAGCAAGGAAAAACUGACCCACUGGAGUGUGGAAGAAAUCCUGUUUCUCCUAAAGAAAUUUCUCAAGCAAAACUGAUUGUCUGCAGUGAUCUUGAAAUAAAUGCAGUGCAGGAGGAGAGUGCUGAACCAAAGGCUGGGAGAAGAUCACUGAGCUCCUGUGAACUUCCUGAGGAGAUCUCUGACCCCACAGAAGGAGCGAGCAAAGAUCUCAUUGGGGCUGAACUGAAGAGCAGCAGAGAUCUCCUGGAGACAGAAGUGCAGGAGAGCAGGAGAGAGCCCCAGGAACUGGGCAGUGUCUGCAGCAGUCAGAGCUUGGUCCUGCCUGUACUGACAAAAUCUUCAGCAUUACAGGAUGUAGCCAAAAGACAGAAAUGUGGUUCUACAUCAUAUCAGGGACUUGAAGGUUUCUUUGUUUUAGGUGCAAACCCUAAACAAGAAAAGCUGGAGGCACCUUCUUCCCUGGCUGCUGCCUCCAGCCCUAGGGACAGGAAAAUCCCUUUUCCAGGAGAUGGGCUGUGGGUUUCUGAGAGGAGCCUAAGUGAAAAUGCUGAUGACUCUGUGGUUCAAGGUGUCUUGGAAAGUCAACUGAGCAGAGCUGGAAAUGCUUUCCAGGCUCAAAGUCAACUUUCUCAUCUGAUGGCAGCAUGGAUGCCAUGGCCAGACAUUUCAGGCCCUGAAAGUCAUUCCAGCCUAUCUUGUGAAGAUGGAACCUCCUCCAGCAGAGCCAUGGAGAACUCUGGAAAUGCAGAUUUGCAGAACACCCUGGAGCUGAAAGACCACGACUCAUUUGAUAUUUUUGGGGACUGGGAGGAAAGCCAAAUGGAUGCUGAGGAAGCAGUUCUGGAGGACAAACAGCAGGUUCUGGCAUUGCAGUGAACAUGGAAAACUCAGUUCAGUCUCCACCUUUGUAUGGUUCACAACCAACAAGAUCAAGAGGUGUUUUAAGUUCUGCUCAAGACAUCAUUUAUUAAGGAAUAUUCUGUAAAGCUGUCAUUAAAACUUCUUGAAAAUA
Messenger RNA from Vidua macroura (Pin-tailed whydah), 2441 nucleotides. RefSeq names its product zinc finger B-box domain containing (gene ZBBX). Gene Ontology annotation, cellular component: motile cilium. Gene Ontology annotation, biological process: cilium movement. NCBI's taxonomy places the organism in Eukaryota, Metazoa, Chordata, Aves, Passeriformes, Viduidae. The transcript is spliced from 19 exons. Bases 404 to 2305 code for a protein of 633 amino acids. The record is from RefSeq and is a predicted model, not a curated record.